AGACAAAUUGAAGAAAUAACAAAAAUCAAAAUGAGGGGAAAUUCACACAUCGGCUACAUUCCCGCUUCACGUGACCUGUAGGGCGCAGCGACAAGAACACGUCGACUUGGACAAUCCCUCUCCUCUUUCAACUUGAGCUGUGACAAUCAUCCAGAAGAAAAGAGAAGAAUCAAAAUGACCAGAACAGCAAUUAGUACCAAGGGAGCCCCCACUCCUCCCCCAUUUCUCUCUCAGGGCCUUGUCGUGGGUGAUGUCGUCUACUGCUCGGGCCAGGUGGGCGUGAACCCCACGACGGGCAAGAUGGUUGAGGGGACAGUUCAGGAUCGAGCGAGGCAAGUCCUACUCAACCUCAACGCCGUCCUCGAAGCAGGCGGAUCCAGUCUGCACGACGCGAUCAAGGUCAACAUUUUCCUGUCUGAUAUGGCGGACUUUCCUGCCGUGAAUGAGGUUUAUGAUAAGUUUUUUGUGGAUCCUAAGCCGGUUCGAACAUGUGUUGCCGUCAAGACUUUGCCGCUGGGGACGGAUGUGGAGAUUGAGUGUUCGGGGUUGAGGAAGAGGACGUCUCAUUUGUAGGAAUGUUAGCUGUAGUGUCUGUCAGUAUCAAUGUCAUGUCAAUAUAUGAAGAAUGCAUGGUAAUGUCAGAAUGUAUGUCUGCCACAUGAUGGCAUGGAAUGUAGAUAAGAUAUAUAUCGGAGCUGUCUGAUCACCGAUGAUGCACUCAACGUCAACACCAAAUAUUAUCAAUUAUUUGUUACUUGACAACUCUUGAACUGCUCAC
Molecule: messenger RNA, 778 nt
Organism: Aspergillus wentii DTO 134E9
Lineage: Eukaryota; Fungi; Ascomycota; Eurotiomycetes; Eurotiales; Aspergillaceae
Exons: 3
Coding region: 175-573 (132 amino acids)
Cellular component (GO): mitochondrion; cytosol
Molecular function (GO): deaminase activity
Source: RefSeq, a predicted model, not a curated record